Messenger RNA from Gorilla gorilla gorilla (western lowland gorilla), 837 nucleotides. RefSeq lists its product as uncharacterized. NCBI's taxonomy places the organism in Eukaryota, Metazoa, Chordata, Mammalia, Primates, Hominidae. Bases 1 to 750 code for a protein of 249 amino acids. The record is from RefSeq and is a predicted model, not a curated record. The transcript is spliced from 3 exons.
AUGAUCGCGGUUCCCGGGGGCGGCGGCGGCGGCUGCUGGCUCCCAGGAGCCGCUGUGACAUCCCCCGGCGCUGGGGCUCGGCUCCGGCUCCGGCUCCGCGCCGCUGGCUCUGCGUCGCUCGCACUCCAGGUACGGGUGACUCACACAGUCACUCGCGCCCGCCCCUCGCGCUCACUCGCUCCCCCGCCUCGCCGCCGCCGCCGCGCAGGCCAAACCCACCGGCGCGCCCGGACCGAAGUGGCAGGGAACGUGCACGUCGGGCACCCUGGGAGGGAGGGCGCAGCGGGGGAGGGGGCGGGCAGAGACCCGGAAAGCUCCGCAGACCGCCGUGAGUGCGACUUUGCGGCCUGGGGAGUGAGCCUCGCGCCACCGCCGCUGCAGGCCGGGGAGCCCAGCCGGGGGCACCCUCAUCCCAGGCUGACUGACGUCCCUGCCACCCAAAUGUCGCGGGGAGUGCGGGGCCAGGGUGUGCCCUCCCUCCUCCUCCAGCCAGUGAAACCCGGGACAGCGGCACCCAGCCCCAGGGCGGAGGCCGUCUUUGCUGCGCGCAGCGACGCACCCAGGCCCAAGGGCCGGGAGAUCCGCGGGGAACCCGGAGACCUGCGUCCCAGAGGGGCCGAGGGUUGCACCGCGCCCGCUCCCACGGGCCUUUUCAGAGAGGACGCUUCUCCCGCGUGUCCGCGGGAAGUCCUCGGAUCCUGGAUGAGAAAGAGCCUUCUCUCACCGGCUCCCAGACCCCGCGCUUUUUAAUACCUGUCCUUGCAGAGCGACUGGUCAUUUUAGGCCCUAGUCAAGCCUCUCUUGAUUAAUAAAUGACCAUGGCUCGUUUUGUUUUAA